Dichomitus squalens LYAD-421 SS1 is the source of this 731-nucleotide messenger RNA. RefSeq lists its product as uncharacterized. The transcript has 4 exons. Gene Ontology annotation, molecular function: RNA binding. Gene Ontology annotation, biological process: formation of translation preinitiation complex. NCBI's taxonomy places the organism in Eukaryota, Fungi, Basidiomycota, Agaricomycetes, Polyporales, Polyporaceae. The record is from RefSeq and is a predicted model, not a curated record. Bases 80 to 634 code for a protein of 184 amino acids.
AUUACGUCCACCUUCGCGGGCGGCCACACCGUUCGAUCCUGCCGUUGCACGUCCUUCAUAUUCUACUUAACGCUUCGAGAUGUUCAAAAAGUUUCAGCCCUCAGCCGACGUCUCGGGACAAGUCAGCGUGAAGACCUCAGUCCAGCGGUCUAUCAGGUCUAACAUUCUCGCGCAAUGGAAAAUCAACCCGGAGACCUUCGACCAGAUAUGGCCCAAGAAGGAGUCCCUCACGCUCGUCAAGUGCAGAGACCAUAUCUCUAUCUACACACUCCACGGCGAGCCGCUCUUCUUCCAACAUUUCGACGGUCCAUUCUUCCCCACGUUGAGGCUGCUGCACAAAUACCCUUUCAUUCUGCCCGCUGUGAAGGUCGACCGCGGGGCCAUUCGCUUCCUGCUCGCAGGCGCCCAUAUGAUGUGCCCAGGGUUCACGUCAGCGGGAGGCUACCUUCCACCAGCAGACCAAGCGCUACCUGCCAACACGCCUGUCGCUAUCCAUGCCGAAGGCAAGGAGCACGCGGCCGGCAUCGGCAUCACCAAGCUAGGCACGGAGGAAAUCAAGAGCGUCAACAAGGGUGUCGGGGUGGAAACGGUAACGUAUCUUGGAGAUGAUUUGUGGAAGCUGCAACAGCUGUAGUUUGAUCGUGCGUUAUAGGCUCCGUGCGCGCUGUUGACGAAGUGUAUGUGCUGUAUCACUAGUCGUGUGUCAAUGCUCUGCCCCAUCCUCCGGAUUC